Amphimedon queenslandica is the source of this 2352-nucleotide messenger RNA. RefSeq names its product EF-hand calcium-binding domain-containing protein 7-like. The coding region runs from base 64 to 2202 and encodes 712 amino acids. The record is from RefSeq and is a predicted model, not a curated record. NCBI's taxonomy places the organism in Eukaryota, Metazoa, Porifera, Demospongiae, Haplosclerida, Niphatidae. Gene Ontology annotation, biological process: positive regulation of protein localization to ciliary membrane. The transcript has 14 exons. Gene Ontology annotation, molecular function: calcium ion binding. Gene Ontology annotation, cellular component: plasma membrane protein complex; ciliary membrane.
CCUGUAACCACGCCUUUCAAGAUGGCGAACAUACUACACCCAUAAACACUUUUUAAAAGUAAAAUGAGUGACAGAGGAGACGGGAGUGAAGUAAAGUUUGCUUGGCACCUCGUAGAGCCUAGCCUGGAAGGAGUCAUAACGAGCAAAGAGAAGCUUAAAUAUGCCCUUCAAUGCUCAGGCAGGAAUCCGUCUCAGUCUUCUAUUGAAAAGUACUGGAAGAAGUUUGGAGGUUCAGUGUCAUAUUCGGAUUUCUCAAAGAUAAUGAAAAGGGAGAGAAUACCCAGUCAGGCCGAGCUCAUGAACAUCUUUAAGAAAUUGGACAGAAAGGGAGACGGAUACGUAACCACUUCUGAUCUAAAGCGACUAUUAACUAAAAGUGGUGAGACGAUGUCAGAAGAAGAAACGGAGAUAUUAAUCAGCGACCUGGAUCCAGGACAAGAUAAUAAAAUAGAUUUCACUGAAUUGUGUCACUUGAUAGUGGAGACCACUGAUGAUUGCGUUAGUACACUGAGAGAGAUGGGUACUAAAGGGCAGAGAGAGAAGAAGAAUCUUAAAGUGAAUAAGAAGAAGAGAGGAACUAGAGUAGAAGCAAAAGUGAAUAAAGAGACGAGGCCUCCUCCAAGUGUGAUAUACAAAACAAACAAAUCCGACAGUAAUAAUAAUAAUAACGACAAUCCUGCUGACAAUGACGAUCUAUUCCUCUCUUCCUCUUCCUCUGAUGUUAGCAGUGAGCUGCCAGUCAUUAGCCCCACGUCUUUAGAGGACACUCCCUCUCCCCUCCCUCCUCCACAUGAGAAUGAAGAAGAAGAGGAUCAAAGAGAAGUUACCCUCAGGACACGGGGAGAGGAUAAACCAGUCAGUCCUGUUCAGGAAUUAGAAGAGAAAGAGGAAGAGGAGGAGGAAGUAGAAGAGGAAGUAGAAGAGGAAGUAGAGGAGGAAGUGGUGCCUUCUGUUAGUCAUUCUGAGGCUAGUACAGUUACUAUAACUACAGCUGGUACUGAUGAUAGGAGGGAUGGAGUACAGCAAACCGAUCACUUAGACUCUUUAGUUACUGAUAAUCCUCUUCCUAUUGCCCCUCCAUCAAUACAAGAUUGGAACAUUAUUCAGGGUAAGGGUUGUUUUUAUGUGUCUCAAGGAGGAGGAGUUGGGGAUGUCUAUACAACUCAGUCUCAUCAUUACAUAUUAUCUAUCCCCGAGACCACUCAAGUGUGGAUAGAAAUGAAAUCAGUAGCACCUGGUAAUCCUCAGCUUGAUGUUAGUUUGUAUGUGUUUCACAUGACUAGUGAUGAAGAGCCUGAUCAAUAUAUAGCACACACUCAGCACUGCAUCUCAGGAAAUGUUUGGGUGUGUCAACUUACUCUUGAUCCUGGCUCAUACAUGCUGUUACCAUAUACCACUGGUUGUGUCCUUAUGAAUGAGAAGGAGGGAGAGGAGGAGGAGGAAUGGGUGUCCCUUUUGGAAGAAAAGGAUGACAAAUUGAAGCUAACACAGGAAUGCAUCUCUGUGUUUACUGAGUUGUUCCAUCGUCAUGAUCUUGAUAUGAGUGACUCCAUUACACAGAACGAGUUAGAGUUCUUCCUUGAUAGAGCUAAUCUGGAGUACAGUGAUGAUAAUGAUGAAUACUGGAAGGCUAUACAAGAGAAUUAUGAAGUCAAUGAUGAUUCUGAAUUAUUACUGAGCGGGUUUAUGCUCUUCAAUGAGGAGUCAGCAGCAAAGAGAGGUCUGGAAGGAGGUAUCCAGUACUUGAGGAAUAUCAUACUAGCAAUGGGCUAUAACAAGCAACUAAAAUUGACUAAGGCUUGUCCUUUUGAGUUUGAAGUAUUCACUGAAUCAUGUGAAGGUGAAAUUGAGAUAUUAUCACAAUUAUCAUCAGCACAACACGUUGAGAGAGCAUUAGCUUCACUAGCUAAGAGUACUGGAUCAGUUACUGGUAGAGUAGAUGGAGCUGAUGAAUCACUAAUGAUAACUUAUACACUUGUUAGUCCGGCUAAUAUUGCAACUACAUUCAUUGAGAAUAAGACCGAUAAAAGUGUCACUAUAAAAGUUGAUUGUAGUCAAAGUACAAAUUUUAUUUGCAGUUUUCAUUCCCCAGUAUACAUUAUGACAGUACCAGCACUCUCUACUAAAGUUGCAUUUCAUUUGGUGCCAAAGGAUCUUAAAGCUCCUUUUGAAGUUAUUUUUAAUGCAUCAGAGACGAAGUAAAUUGAAGGAACCUUGAACUGCAUAUUAUAUAGACUAUUGAUUUUAUAAUUUAAAAUUUUGAACCUUUUUGAACUAAAUUGUAAAGGUCACGCCCACACACCAAUAGUCUUAUUUACCCCUUUAUAACCUUAUGAAUGAAAUGUAAAUAAA